CGGGCUGCCGCUUAUUUUCCAAUACAUUGGGGAGGCGGUUGAAAGCUAUGCCGAAGUAAUGGCGCAAAAUCAUGAUGCAGGUGCUGAAGGUGAGAACUCUACUCCUCCCACAGCUGCUCUUCCACCUCCACCGCAGAACCGUGGUGGAGACGGAAAUCUUUCACGGAACAGUGGCCAGGAUAGCCAUGGCUCUCCCAAUUUGCGAGGGGGACCAGGAUCCACCCCCUACAAGUAUCGAAAUAGCAACAGAGACUCCGCCCCCGGUGAUCCUUAUAGUACCAGCAAACAUAAACGACAACACACAGAAAACCAACUCUCGUCUGACGAAGCAAGACUGCAAGUGCUCAACAGGGACCACGUAGACGGAGUAGUAGAGGGAGUCAGAGAUGGCAACAUAAUACGAUACAACGAAGGCCAUGAUAAUCACGACGAUGUUGACAACAGUGCUCUGUACCGCAAUUUCGACGAUGGUGAGAUGGAGGAGGGUUUUUUUCCAGCCUCGUCAUCGUCUAGCUCUACCAUGAUGAGAAUGACAAAGAAAACAGCCGUUCAACAUGGGUCACCGCGACCCUCAACGUCUUCAAAAUUUCAGUAUCGUCCGCGUUCGCGACGGCGGGAUGAGUUAUCUUCGAGACCUGGUGACUUGUUCCCGUUUGAUUGCAGACAAAAUUUUGGACUCCGGAAGGCUGUUGUACCAAGUUCGAAUGGUCUGGAGAACAGCACGCAAUCGAGACCGGAAGGCGGCCAAGGCUCGGGGCGUUGUGAUGCUGGGCACCCAGCCAUGAGUACGAAAAGCAGGCAUGAAGGACAUGCCUAUGGCAGCAAGCUUGUCGUAGGCCAAGAGCAGCGAGAAGAUGGGGUGGAGGCAGAGGGCGAUACCGAACGCGCCGUUGAGGAGAGAAAGCAAGACAACUACACCAGGUCCAGAACCGCCACUACCGCCGAUGAGAAAGUGAAUGCGCAUACCACUGGGGAAAAUACAGCAACGCCGUCAAAUUUGUGCGUUGGAAGUAGGAGUACAACAGGAGUAGAGCAUGGUCACCAGCAGCCAGGAGUUUCUUCUUCUUCGUCAUCAAACCAACUUUAUCGUGACCACAAUGGCAUGUGCAUGAGUCUAAAAAUGAACAAGAGCAGUUCCAGAGGGAUUUCUGCCGAUCCCUCUCUGCGUGACCCGGAUUUGCCAUUGGACAAAAAUAUUAGCGGGAGUAGUUCAAGUAGUUCUAGGUGUACUUUUAGUAGAAGCUACCUCUGUGGCGGUCUCGGCCAGCAGGAGACGAUCGUGGAGCAGCGCUUUGACGGCGUAAGUGAGCUACAGAUCUCGUGCGGUGACGAGGAGUCUCGGUAUCAGCGAAACGGACGCAACGGUAACGGACAGGAAGUCACAGCAUCAAUGUGUUAUAAUCCUAGUUCUUCUUCGCACGCUGUCGGUACAGGCGUAUCCUAUUCCGCUCUCCGCGGACCACGCGGCGGGCCACUUUUUUAUUUUUUUCAAGGGGUGCGCCGGGAGGACAUGAAGCAGAGCAUGUUAGAGCAAGUUUCCUCUCGCAGCAGCUGCGGCCGGCAGCUCAAUAGGGUAGUAAUUUUUGUUUUACAUACAUAACAGAGUAGUUUAUAGCACGCAUGGUGCAUGGAGUAGCAUGGAGUGCAUGGAGCGCAGAGCUUUAAGGGGCGCAAGAAGCUCCCCCUUUAGCUCCAUGCUACUCCAUGUGAUCCAUGCACUCCAUGCCAUGCGAGCUGUGAAACCUUAUAAAUUGCUCUGAUAUAAUUUGGUACUUAUUUGUUGUUGGAAGAUUCUUUAUAGUUUUUGAUUUUGAUGAGUUAGUGUUAGUUCACACGUAUUGUCAAUGUAUCAGCACUACAAUUUCUACAACCUGCACCACAUUAUAAAUAUAUGUAAAUAUUUUUAACUAAUAUCAGCGGCGUCGCAAAAGUAGGCAUCGGUCGCGGAAACAACAUGGUCCUGAGGAGGAACGCGAAAAAGGUCAUCUUCGUAGGAGGAAAAGAAGUGUGCGCCUUUUCGCCGACGAGCUGGGUUUGGUUACUGCAUACGACUUUACUUGCCUAUCCGAGAACGAGCGGCAGUUUUUGACGGACUUUCUCGCGCGCGAUUUGAGACCGCUUCCAGCGACGGCGCUGCCAGAGCGGGGGGGCGUGGACGUGGUAUUGCACUCAGACGCGGUGCAGCGGCUUUUUCGAGACGCUUUGGCGCAUGCACGGCACGAACCGACUCCGACGUUGCCGAGGUAG
This is a messenger RNA of Amoebophrya sp. A25, 2247 nucleotides long. Lineage: Eukaryota; Dinophyceae; Syndiniales; Amoebophryaceae. The record is from the annotation of a GenBank genome assembly.